Messenger RNA from Trifolium pratense (red clover), 1134 nucleotides. RefSeq names its product peptidyl-tRNA hydrolase, mitochondrial. The transcript has 9 exons. The record is from RefSeq and is a predicted model, not a curated record. Gene Ontology annotation, molecular function: peptidyl-tRNA hydrolase activity. Lineage: Eukaryota; Viridiplantae; Streptophyta; Magnoliopsida; Fabales; Fabaceae. The coding region runs from base 210 to 866 and encodes 218 amino acids.
UUUAUUGACCCACAAAAGCGCACAUACCAAACCCGAACCAACGAAACCGUGAUUGCCUUAACUUAACCGCCUAAACAUGGCAAUCGGAAAACUGAAUUAGUUGCACGUGGCGGGCGAUAUGCCUAUUCGCCGUCUCCACCUCCACCAAUAGCUGAAUCGAACUAUCUUCAAUUUUCUUCUUCUCACCGUUCCACUUCUGGGGAGAAGACAUGUUCAAUACAAUAUCCCGGCGUUGCUUUUGCACCGUCGCUCCUCGCCCUUGGCUUUUCGUUGGAUUGGGCAAUCCCGGCGACAAAUACAAAGGAACUCGACACAAUGUAGGCUUUGAGAUGAUUGAUGCAUUUGCUGAAUCACAAGGGAUUGACAUGAAUACGGUUCAUUGCAAAGCCAUUUUUGGAAAAGGUUUUGUUGGUGAAGUUCCCGUUUUCCUUGCAAAGCCUCAAACUUACAUGAAUCUCAGUGGCGAAUCGGCAGGACCGCUGGCUGCUUAUUAUAAGUUACCCCUUAAUCAAGUGCUUGUUUUCCAUGAUGACAUGAACCUGCCAUGUGGGGUGCUUCGUCUUCAGGACAAAGGGGGUCAUGGAAGCCAUAAAGGGCUAAAGAGUGUUAUUUAUCACUUCAGAGAUAAUAGUGAAUUUCCUCGUCUAAGAAUUGGGAUUGGGAAGCCUCCUGGACAAAUGGAUCCUAAAGCAUUUUUGCUUCAAAAGUUUAAUGUAACAGCUAGACAACGAAUUGACGAGGCUUUGCAUGAGGGGAUUGAUGCCUUGAAGCUCCUUCUAUCUAAAGGUUUGGAAGUGAGUGCAAAGAGGUUCAACAAAGAACAGAAAUAUAAGCACUUAAGAGUGCAGACAUUACCAGUUUGGUAGGAUUCCGUGAUUGCAAGUUGCAUUAUAAAUAUGGAUUCCUCUUCACACUAGUAAUGGUUUCUUAAUGAUGAAUACAAUGGUCACAAGAAAAAUAAAUGUGCAUAUACACCAUUUCACUACUUCACACACCAAUCUGUUGGGUGAGUAGAAUGAUCACAUGGGGAUCCAUUAUAGGGAGCAGGGUAAGGGAGUAUGAACUUUUUUAUUUUAUUUUAAUUGAAGCAACUAACUUGCAAUUAUAUUAUCAAGCUGUAUAUGUUGAUCCAAC